AUGUGCAAUCAAAUUGCCAUUAAUGUCUACUGUCGACCGGGAGAUGAAGUCAUCUGUGAUCGAUCAAGCCAUAUCAUCAACUACGAGGCAGGUGGCCCAGCCGCGAAUUCAGGGGUCAUGAUCCGUACAAUUGAUGGACGGCGCGGGAUUUUUGAAGCCGAGCAAGCGGUAGAGCAAUAUGGCCUCUGUCUACACUUCAGGAGGUCGCUGCGGUUGCCAAACAGGCCGGGAUGGCAACACAUAUGGAUGGCAACACAUAUGGAUGGCGCCCGUCUGCUCAACGCUGUUGCGGCUACCGGUAUUUCAGCAGCAGUGUAUGCUGAACCGUUCGACUCAGUCUGGAUUGACCUAAGAAAGGGGCUUGGAUGUCCGAUAGGAGCGGUGCUUUGUGGCUCUGCAGGUUUUGUUCAAAACGCGUGGCAGUUAAAGCAGAGGUAUGGGGGCGCAAUGAGACAAUCAGGUAUUGUUGCAGCGGCCGGUAUAUACGCCUUGGAUUACAACAUUACUCGCCUUGCUAAGGAUCAUGCAAAUGCCAGGUUACUGGCCAAACUGAUAUCAGCCAUCCCCGGCGUUAACAUCAAACUUGAGGAAGUGGAAACUAACCUAGUAUACUUUGAGGUUAGAGAUCAGAAUGGACACCCUACAGCCGUUGAGUUUGUGACAAGAUUGCUGUCCAUGGGGGUGAAAGGGGGCGCAAUGGAUGCUUCAACAGUUCGGAUUGCGACCUAUUUGAACAUUAACGAAGAUGAUAUCAGGGCAGUCAUACCUGCUAUCAGAGAAGUUAUUUCUUCGAUAACUAGAAAAGAGGGAAUAUCUGCAUAA
Messenger RNA from Microsporum canis CBS 113480, 822 nucleotides. Its product is annotated as threonine aldolase. Gene Ontology annotation, molecular function: L-allo-threonine aldolase activity. Gene Ontology annotation, biological process: L-threonine catabolic process; glycine biosynthetic process. The transcript has 2 exons. The record is from RefSeq and is a predicted model, not a curated record. Lineage: Eukaryota; Fungi; Ascomycota; Eurotiomycetes; Onygenales; Arthrodermataceae. The coding region runs from base 1 to 822 and encodes 273 amino acids. Gene Ontology annotation, cellular component: cytosol.